Molecule: messenger RNA, 1116 nt
Organism: Suillus fuscotomentosus
Lineage: Eukaryota; Fungi; Basidiomycota; Agaricomycetes; Boletales; Suillaceae
Exons: 6
Coding region: 1-1116 (371 amino acids)
Source: RefSeq, a predicted model, not a curated record
AUGGGUAUUCGCACGAUGCCUUGGAGUGAAUGGAUUGAACUGGACUCAACCUACCCACACUGGCAGCGGGUGCGCAAAUUCCGCGUUCGCACGCGCGGGCAUGACGCCGUGCGCGUUCUCCCCGCCCGAGAAGACGAAUCUGUCAAGGUUCAGGGUGGCGCAUGGGCAGCAAAGGAGCUCGUGUAUGAACUCGCAGAGUACCUUCCACGGCGAUACCCCUCGAGUUUCCGGGUAACACGAUUUCCGAACGGUGUACCAGGGCCGUCAAUUGGUGGCGUAUCGCUCGCUUGGGGACAUCAACAGCCCGUGCAAAUUAUUGAAGCGGUUGAGACAGGAGAUAAAUUUGAUUUAGGGGUGCUGGAGGGUCUGAAUGGUGUUGAAAUGGGCGAAGAGGCAAUGAGGAUUACUGCAGGGCUUAUACAAGAAGACGUGGCACUCAUGAUCGAGGGCACGGAUGGCAAGUACUAUUUCCAGGGAGGAGCGAUCUGCAUUCCAGGAUUCUGGCGCAUGCGGGACAAGAUCGGAAUGACCCUGGACGAUAUACAUAUUUCAGGAAACGUUCCACGGUUCAAAGAGAAACUGCAGAUGAGCAUGGAAAAGUUUUUCAGACGGAUGCCGGUGGACAAGCCGGUUAUUCGAAAUAAUUAUUUUAUGCAAGUAUGUAAGCCAUCGUCGCACGUGUCAGAUGGCGACGUUGAGGCACGACUGGACGUGGAGGAAGAGUGCGCUUCCGAUAUUGAUCCAGAAGAAUUGGGUUGGUCAGAAUCAACGAACGGACUGGAGGAUGAAUUUUCGCAUGGACACGGACAUGGUGCACUACCUGCACCGUACCUCGCGCCGUCAACACUACGACUACGAUCGGAGAGGCAAACACUGCGUCGACUUCCUCGCACAGGAGCCAUCGUUUUUGGGAUUCGGACGUACCUGUUCAAGAUCGAGGAACUGGCUCGGGAGCGAGGAGUGGCUGAUCGGCUUGCAAGUGCCAUAAGAAGUUGGCCUAACGAUGUUGGGGUAUACAAAGGGCGUAAAAUGUAUGGUGAUAUACUACUGAACUACUUAGAUGAGUGCGCAGCAAGGGAAGGCGUGCAGGAGGAGGGACUUAAAUACCCAUAUUGA